CUCUGCAGUCACUGACUGAUGCUUUCAUAUUUCUGGCGUUUGUUAAAGAAAACAUGACAUUAAAAAGCGAUUAGAUAGUCGUUUACGCGUUUCCGUUAAAAGCCACGAUGAAGUUUUGGAGCUCCUGGUGAUAAAGCGGGUGCCAUGCAGAGACGCCACAGCAGCAAUACUGAGGGCAUGCCACCAGAAAGGAACAGGAGUCAGACUCUGGGUUCAGAGAGCAGUCUUGAUGAAGGAGGGGUGUUUGACUGUCUGAAGCCAGACUCUCCCACUUCUCCCCAGCAGCUCUUCUCUGGUCUGGUGGGCGUCUCUGCUGGAAACGUGUCUUCAGCUCCCUUCCAGGCUGCAGGGCUGGUUCUGGGUUCUCCACCGGACGUCUUCAUCCAGAUGGCGUCCUCCACCCGGGACGAAGCCUCCUCGCACCGGACGGAGAACCCACCUUAUCUUCCUCGCCCUUCUCAGCACCAUCAUCACCACCACCAUCAUCAUCACCACUCUGGUCAACACCGCUCUGCUCUCCUGCAUGCGGCUACUUCUGCUGAGAGACACGGCAGCAGAGAGGACGGAGGCGAAGAUGCCUCUACACCAGCUCCUGCUCUCUCUGAACUCAAGGCUGUGGUCACAUGGCUUCAGAGAGGAUUCCCUUUUAUCCUCAUUCUCCUCGCUAAAGUCUGCUUUCAGCAUAAGCUCGGAAUUGCUGUUUGCAUCGGAAUGAUCAGCACAUUUGCCUUUGCAAACUCAACACUGAAGCAUCAGGUGGCACUGCGGGAGGAGAGGUCUGUGUUUACCACCCUCUGGAUUAUGGUGUUUCUCGCUGGCAAUAUUGUGUACGUGUACUAUACCUUCAGUACUGAGGAACUUCACAACAGCCUUAUUUUUGCCAAACCAAACAUCAACAGUUUUGAUUUCUUUGACCUGAUCUGGGCUGUAGGAAUAACAGAUUUUGUGCUGAAAUAUUUCACCAUCGAGCUCAAAUGCUUCAUACUGUUCCUGCCUAAAAUCAUCCUCGCCUUCAAGUCCAAGGGGAAGUUUUAUCUGCUGAUAGAAGAGCUGAGUCAACUCUUCAGAGCACUGGUUCCAAUCCAGCUGUGGUACAAGUACAUCAUGGGUGAAGAUCCAUCCAGCAGCUACUUCCUCGGAGCAAUGCUGAUUAUCAUCUACAGCCUUUGUAAGUCAUUCGAUUUGUGUGGAAGAAUAUCCGGCAUUCGAAAAGCAUUCAUUAUUCUCUGUAGCUCACAGAAUUAUGGUAUGAGAGCCAGCGCUCAGCAGUGCGGUGAGGCCGGGGAUAUGUGUGCGAUCUGCCAGGCUGAAUUCAGAGAGCCAGUCGCCCUGCUCUGUCAGCAUGUGUUCUGCGAGGAGUGUUUAUGCCUGUGGUUUGACCGUGAGAGGACGUGUCCACUGUGUCGGUCGACGGUGGUGGAAACCCUGCGUAACUGGAAGGACGGGACCACAUCCGCACACUUUCAGAUCUACUGAUGGGAGACGCUUCUGAAUGACAGAGGUUAUCUAGUAUACUUGAGUCAUAAUAACACUGUUUUUACCAUGCAUAAAAUCUUUGUUUGCAGCUUGUUUCACAUUUCAAGCUGCUCAUAAUUUACCUGACUUAAUGAUUGACUUUGGGUAUUCAUUCAUUCCUAGAUGAGUCCAAAUUAUACAUUGCUUUUUUAAAAAACGUACACAGAAACUGGUUUACAUCAAUGCAUUUUUGACAGUUUACAUGCAUUUUGAGGAACGGAUCAUGCAAACUUUGUUAAACAUCUGAUGUGAAUGCAAUCAUACAAGUUCAUCGGAGUGAACUGCUAAUGAUGACAGGUGAUUCUGCAUAAAUUCUGCAUAAAGUGUGUAAAUGAGCUGAAGCAAGCAGAGGGAAUUUGUAUGAUUUUUCUGAAAGAGCCCCAAUUAGAAGUGUGAAACAUACUUUAGGAUAAAAGUGGUGUAAGAGUGAGUGUAAAAAAUAUGUGGUAAUAGGUUAUGUUGUUAAAUGUGAUGUACAAUAGCACCAAUAAUUUGAUACCAGACUAAAAGUGUUUGUUUUUUUUGCUGUUCAACAAGUGAGGUAUCUGUUUUUAAUACGCAAGCAUGAUAAUCAACUGUUUUGUAACACUUUUUGAGUUAAUUCAAGCAAUUAAACUCA
Molecule: messenger RNA, 2134 nt
Organism: Danio aesculapii
Lineage: Eukaryota; Metazoa; Chordata; Actinopteri; Cypriniformes; Danionidae
Gene: rnft2
Product: ring finger protein, transmembrane 2
Exons: 11
Coding region: 145-1476 (443 amino acids)
Biological process (GO): positive regulation of ERAD pathway
Molecular function (GO): ubiquitin protein ligase activity
Source: RefSeq, a predicted model, not a curated record